AUGGAGCAUCCCGUCGCGGGAUAUUCGAAUCAUCGAGAAGUUCGCCAGAGAGCACCUAUGGUACACGGGGGAACCAGUUUGAGGCUUAGUGAAGGUAGCGAGUCUCCGGUGCUCGAAGCUCAUCCUGGAUCCCCUGUAGAUUUGACUGGCCGGCGUCCGUCUUUGACGUCUGCAAUGGCUGUUCAACGCCUGUACCAUGGAAGCGAAGAGGAGUUUUCGAAGUUUGAAAGAUCGACAAAAGCAGUGGGGAGAAACGAAGAAGCUAUCACGAGGAACGGCGUGGCCGCAAAAGGAUAUCCGAAUUGCGUGAAUGGAAUAGAUAGGGAUGUGCUGAAGGUUCCGAAACGAAGAGUUACGGGUUUGCAACCGUUUUACAUUCCAGCUAAAGUGCCAGAGCAAGAAGAGAUCCAUCAAGUUACAAUUACCGGAGACAGCAAAACGGCCUUGGACACAUCGGUAGAAACGACGGCAAUGGAUUUCGACUUUGAGGAGGACAGUGGAACUUGGAUAUCCGCACACCCGAUAGGUCACGAAUCGAGGACCAGCUUGGCAACCACGACCACUGCAUCAAGCACUCUCGUUGACGAUCGAUUCAGUAAUGGUGCAUUGACAUUGGACACCAGCGUUGCUAGCUCCGCAGCAAGCAUGAUGUCCUCUGCAGCCAGUAUCCAAUCCGCCACAACCACAACCUCUUCUGACAUAUACGGCUGGGAAGAAGAACUUGACCGCAAGACCAGUAUUGAAGGUCGCCACGCUUGGGAGCGAGAAGUCGCUCGAAGAUUGCCAAGCGGUGGUCGCGCUGUAGGACCUCGACAUCGAGGAGGCGGCUUGUACUCCGCAGGGAAAAGAAAGAGUUUGCUCUAUAGAGUUUUGAAUCUCUCGAGUUCACGAGAACGACGGAUUUCGGUUGAUGAGAUUGCCGAGCCGGGAAUUGUGAUGAGUCCCGCCCAUGAAUACCCCACUUCUGCAAUUUGA
Molecule: messenger RNA, 975 nt
Organism: Cadophora gregata
Lineage: Eukaryota; Fungi; Ascomycota; Leotiomycetes; Helotiales; Ploettnerulaceae
Exons: 1
Coding region: 1-975 (324 amino acids)
Source: RefSeq, a predicted model, not a curated record